This is a messenger RNA of Populus nigra (black poplar), 1941 nucleotides long. Its product is annotated as SKP1-interacting partner 15-like. The record is from RefSeq and is a predicted model, not a curated record. Gene Ontology annotation, molecular function: protein binding. The transcript has 2 exons. Bases 114 to 1250 code for a protein of 378 amino acids. NCBI's taxonomy places the organism in Eukaryota, Viridiplantae, Streptophyta, Magnoliopsida, Malpighiales, Salicaceae.
CCCCAGACUGUACUUUAACAACAAAACAAAACAAAAAUCUCCAUUCAAUCCCCUCUGUCAUCUCUUCUUUUUCUCUCCCCCCUGUUCUCUGCGUCGCCGGUCCACCUGAUACCAUGGACGACUCACCAAUCAACCGUCUACCACAAGACACACUCCACCAGAUUUUCUCAUCUCUCCCACUUCGUCAAAUCAUGAUUUGCAGAUCCGUCUGUAAGUUCUUCAAUCAAAUGUUGACCUCACCAUCCUUCGUGGACCUAAUUUCCACCCAGCCCCCGCUGCGCUUCCUCGCUCUCCGCCCUCCACAUCACCACCACCACCACCACCUCCACCAUCAAAGACAAAACAGUCACGUCUCCUCUGUACCUUAUCUCCACGUGUUCGAUCCAGACCAGAAUCAAUGGCUCAGGUUCAGUCUCAGCUUUUUACCUUUCAGGUCACCUCACCCGGUGGCGUCAGCGAGUGGACUCAUUUACCUCUGGGGUGAAUCACCCACCUCGAUCGAGUCGAACAGGUCACUCGUUGUCUGUAACCCCUUGACCCGCCAAUUUCAGGUGCUCCCUCAACUUGGCUCGGCCUGGUCACGACACGGAUCUGUCCUGGUUGACUCUGUUAACCACCGAGUCAUGGUAUUAACUGAACUCGCUGCUUUAUAUUUCUCAAAUACAAACAAGACAAACUCGUGGUUAACUUUCUCCGCGAAUUUACCAUCAAAACCCAGAAGCCCAAUUCUAAUAUCGGACUCUGUUUUCGCUUUAUGCGAUGUUGGGUCUCCAUGGAGAUCUCAAUGGAAGCUUUUUACAUGUAUACUGUCGAAACUUAAUAACAAUUAUAACAACUGGGUUUGUUUAGAAAGGCAAGAAUGGGGAGAUAUUUUUGAUAUUAUAAAACGACCACGUUUGGUUCGAGGAAAGGGGAAUAAAUUGUUGAUGAUUGGAGGGUUAAAGUCGAAUUUCUCGUUGAAUACAUCGUGUUCGACGAUUUUGAUACUGAGGCUGGAUUUAGAGAGAUUGGAAUGGGAGGAGGCAGGGAGAAUGCCGGUGGACAUGUAUAGGAGUUUCCAGGAAUCGAGUAAGUUGAAGGUUUUUGGUGGCGGGGAUAGGGUUUGUUUCUCGGCCAAGAGAAUGAGGAAAUUGGCUUUGUGGGAUGAUUGUGAUGGUGUUGUUUGGAGGUGGAUUGAAGGAGUGCCUGUAGGUGGAGAUGGGCUUUGUAGAGGGUUUGUGUUUGAGGCUGGUCGUACUGCAUUGCCUUGAACUGAUACAGGGAUUGGCUAAAUGAUCAUCGUGUUUGUAAGUAAACAGUGUGUAUUACGUUCACUUCAUUUUUAUUUACGAGAGGACAGCAAUGGGCAUGUGAAUCCCUGACCAGUAUUCACUCUUGUUAUGACUUAAUUGCGGUUGCAAACAUACUUCAAGGCAAGAAGAUAUGUUUCCAGGAGUAAAUCUUCUGAAUUUUAAAUUUCAACGAGUGUAAAGAAUGGAUCCAAGGAAGGUUUGUCGGAGAAGAUUUCUGCCUGCAAAAAGUUUUCUUCGGUUGAUUCACCUGUUUCUUGAGAACUCUAUAUGUGGUUGAAUCAUGGGGAGAUGAGGUUCCAAUUACAGCCACAGCUGUUUUCAACCUAGGAUGAUCUUAAGGUCCUUGUUUUCCUAAAUUUUAACCAAUCCCUCCUGCUACAACUCGAAGGAGUUGAACGACCCAUCUCUUGUUUCAGUUUAGUGGCAUUCACAAUGAUUCUCGUUUAUUGUCCGGCCAGAAAUAAACCCUUUAAAUUUAUCCCUUUUCUAUUUAGAAAAAAAAGAAAAGAUUUCUUAUAUUGGACAAGUGCAAUGCAUCUGGUUGGUUGUGGAUUAUGAUGGUGGCUAUACAACUUGCAUUUGUCUUUACUUUGAUUAUUUAUGAACUCAAAGCCUGUACCUAAUGCCUAAUUAUUGACCUUUUGUUAAA